Ilex paraguariensis (yerba mate) is the source of this 695-nucleotide messenger RNA. The record is from the annotation of a GenBank genome assembly. Lineage: Eukaryota; Viridiplantae; Streptophyta; Magnoliopsida; Aquifoliales; Aquifoliaceae.
UAACCUCCAUUUUGUACGAUACGAUUCCCAAAAGCAGGCCAAAACGUGGAUGUCUCUCUCUCUCUCUCUCUCUCUCUCUCUCCUCACAUUAAAUUCACCAAAUUCCCUUCAAGGUUUUAUUAUUAUUCCCCAAGAUCUGCAAUAUCAAGCAACAGGCUUUUAUUUACUGUAACAGCUAGCAAGCCACAGAAGUGUUUGCACCUUGUGAAAACGAGAGAGAGCAGAGCAGAGCAGAGAGCAUGGAGGUGGGUCAGUUGCAGGAAAGAUUUGUUGACUACACAAAAUCGUUGUUUUGUGAGGGGUUCUUGGAUGAUCAGUUUCUUCAGCUUCAGCAACUUCAAGAUGAGAGCAACCCAGAUUUUGUGGUUGAAGUGGUGUCUCUGUUUUUCGAAGAUUCUGAAAAGCUUCUUAAUGAUCUUACCAAAACUCUAGAUCAGCAGUUUGUAGAUUAUAAAAGGGUUGAUGCCCAAGUUCACCAGUUGAAAGGUAGCAGUUCCAGCAUUGGUGCUCAAAGAGUUAAAAAUGCCUGCAUUGGAUUUCGCAACUUCUGUGAGGAACAGAACAUUGAAGGGUGUUUGAGAUGUCUGCACCAAGUAAAACAAGAGUACUCCCUUGUCAAGAACAAGCUUCAAACUUUAUUCAGGUUGGAGCAACAGAUUGUGGCCGCUGGUGGAGCAAUUCCUAUGGUGGAAUGA